Molecule: messenger RNA, 1817 nt
Organism: Cyphomyrmex costatus
Lineage: Eukaryota; Metazoa; Arthropoda; Insecta; Hymenoptera; Formicidae
Gene: Msx
Product: homeobox protein Msx
Exons: 3
Coding region: 16-1521 (501 amino acids)
Biological process (GO): embryonic morphogenesis; regulation of transcription by RNA polymerase II
Cellular component (GO): nucleus
Molecular function (GO): RNA polymerase II transcription regulatory region sequence-specific DNA binding; DNA-binding transcription factor activity, RNA polymerase II-specific
Source: RefSeq, a predicted model, not a curated record
GACACCAGAAUCGGCAUGAGCAACAGCGAAGGCGUAGUGACGGGUAGCCCAGGUUCCGGUAGCGAUCGUUUAUGCGAGGACGUCGACAUGGCUACUCCGACGUCAGCAUCUUCGAAUCUGAAGCCACGAAGCGGCAAGAUCAGCUUUAGCGUCGAUGCCCUGCUGAGUGGCACGAAGAAGAGUGCCAUCGGCGGCGGCGGCGGCGGCGGCGGUGGCGGCGGCGGCGGCGGCACCUUUGCGGCCAGGCGAGAUAACGACGACAGAAUGGAUACUGAAAAAAAUAUCGAGAUAGAGGCGAGGUAUCGCGAGCUCCUGAUAGAACAGCAGAGACUUCAGAGCAGAGAACUACUCGCUAGAUUAAGUCCUCACGGUCUCGCCGGCUUCGGCAAUCAUCACCACCACCACCACCACCAUCAUCAUCCGAACAGACUCGAGCAAGAUCACCCGCCCGCUCGACAAGAGAUGCUCACGGUGAAGGAUUUCUCGAGGACGAGCCACGACAAGUCGUCCUCGCCUAUCAGAAUAGACCAGGAGAUACCGCGAGACCGACUGACGACCAGUUCGCCGAGCGGGAUCGGCGAGACGAUCCUCCAACGUGAACAAGAGCGUAUUCAGGAUGAGGACGAGAGGAUCGACAGGAUCACCAAUCCGAGAUCCGUGUCGCCCGCGAGCAGACGAGAGAUCCUCGACGACCGUAGCGACUCCGAGGCGAAUCGCUCGUUGGAUGGGGACCGUACGACGGAUCAUUUGGACCUCGAGGACCACGAGAUAAGAAGCGUCGGCCAGUCCGAGGAUCUGAACGUGAUGGACUCGGAUUGCGAAUUGGAGAGGGACCUGGAAGCCAACCAGGAGAAGGAGGAGAAGUCUAGCCCGGUAGUGCCUCAGCCGAUUCAUCCCGGAGUGCAAAGGCCCUCGCAGGGCCCGCCGUAUCUCACCGGAGCGCCCGGCGCUCCCGGUUGGAACCCCGCGGGAUUUCCGCAUUCCCUGGCGGGGUUCGCGUGGCUGCCCCCACCCCCGCAUCCGCACAAUCCUCAUGGACAUCUCUACACGCCACAUGGCGGACCUACCAGCCCGAACGGGGACUUAAGAUUGCCGGGACCUGGACCGGGCCCGGUUAGGUGCACUCUCAGGAAGCACAAACCGAACCGGAAGCCGAGAACGCCGUUCACGACGCAGCAGCUGUUGUCGCUCGAAAAGAAGUUUCGCGAAAAACAGUACCUGACGAUAGCCGAAAGAGCGGAGUUCUCGUCGUCUCUUCACCUCACGGAAACGCAGGUGAAGAUCUGGUUUCAAAACCGAAGAGCCAAGGCGAAGCGGCUGCAGGAGGCGGAAAUAGAGAAGCUGAGACUAUCCGCGAGGCCUCUGCUGCACCCCAGCUUCGGAUCGGGACUGAUGUUCUCCGGGGUGGGCCCGCCUGGUACCCCAGGAGUGCCUCCCUUCAUUGCAGCUGCCAUGGCUAGGCACACCCAUGCCGCAGCAGCGGCGGCCAUGUUCAUGGGGCCGCCUGGGCACCGACCUUAAUAAUGAUAUCCCAAGACGUAAUACGCGCGUAAUUCGAAGUCAUUCGUGACGUCGUCGUCGUCCGAAGACCCAACCUGCUCACAACCUGGGGAUCCGGCGACGGAGAAUCUGUGAAUUGUCAUGAAUUCAUGGAUACGAAAACGUGUACAAUUUAUGUAAGAAUCCGCGCGAGGGAGACUCUAAACUCCGGGAAUUCAAUUCCAGACGAUACCCGACACGAUAUAUAUAAUUUCGAGAACCGUCAUUUACGAAGUCGAGAAACCUAAGAGCUGGGAGAUCUAUAAGAGCUAGAGUUC